GGGCAUUCCACCAAGGUCUCUUGAUAUUUUUGCCAGAAGUUCUCCUGUUUGUAGGGAUGUUGCCUUGUCAUAAUCCCAAGCAGGUCAGCAGUUAACUCAGGCAUCGCUGUGCACAGUGCAUCUAUGCAACCAAAGCCCUCCACUUUUCUAUGGCUUUCUCGGUUUGGAAGGAUGAGUUCCGGCAUUCAAGUGAUUAUCCACAAUGCCCUCCCACAUCUCAUCCAUUCCAUCGCUUUUGCCAAUUGGGACAAUUCCUGGAGCAACUGUAUACUAUGUCCAAAAUAUCGAGAAUGUGACAAUCAGAACUCAGGCUAUCGCCGUCAACCAGUCAACAGAGAAGAGGGGGGAAAUCUUCUGCAAAUUCUGCAGCAAUUUCAAGGGAUGGAAAUGUGGUAGCCCAGAGGGGGGCUUUGCUGCUUCAUAUGGGGAUCGAUAUGGACUUCAUUCGGUAUGGCUGUUUUUGCAGGAUAUAUUUAUGACCGAAAAUUUAAUUUUAGAUAGUGUAACUCAGAUUAUGAGUGUACAUACUAUUUUAUUAGCUGACCUCUACACAUGGCAGGGUGCUGCUGACAAAGGUCCUCUAUAUGGCAUGGGUUCUGGUUCUUGGGGUGCAUUUGAGAAGUCUAGCCUCAUGCGUCGCUGAAAUCCGUUGUUUUUUUUUCUCCUGCUUUUCCUUGUGUCUCAAUCUGUAAAUUUUCUGUCCAUUAUAUAACCUUUCAUUCUCAGGAUGCUUGUAAAUGGGGCUGGUUGUAAAUGAUUUACAGGUUGUGUUUGAAUUCUAUUUUAAGCCCGUAAAGGUCUUCUGAUCUAGAAGAUUCAGCCUAGUGGAAUUUUUAAUUGUUUCUUCUUCUUUUCUUUUCUUUUUUUCUUUUACAUUGUAAAUGAUUUACUGCCGGUAAAAGAUACGGCGACGCCCCCUUUUAGCGGCACGUGUCCUACCGCCGAUAAUUCUUUUACCAGCAGUUUUUGAGACAUUUAGGGGCGGUUUUUGACCGCCGGUGAAGCCCAUUUUCCUUGUAGUGUCACCAAAAUCAGGAUUAGGCUUAAUCCCAAUUUUGCAGGUAAAUAGAUUGAUUUGAGUACUAGGGACCUUAAACAAGACCUUCAACUGCAAGCUAGCCAGGAUCAGACUUGCAUUGAGGUCUUUAGAGAUCAUCUUGAUAUGUGAAGGUCAUGACUAUGCAUUUGAUCAUUUGUGACUGUUAAUCCAGUGGGCCA
This is a messenger RNA of Magnolia sinica, 1218 nucleotides long. RefSeq lists its product as uncharacterized. The transcript has 4 exons. The coding region runs from base 203 to 643 and encodes 146 amino acids. NCBI's taxonomy places the organism in Eukaryota, Viridiplantae, Streptophyta, Magnoliopsida, Magnoliales, Magnoliaceae. The record is from RefSeq and is a predicted model, not a curated record.